Molecule: messenger RNA, 2022 nt
Organism: Haliaeetus leucocephalus (bald eagle)
Lineage: Eukaryota; Metazoa; Chordata; Aves; Accipitriformes; Accipitridae
Gene: TMEM132A
Product: transmembrane protein 132A
Exons: 7
Coding region: 1-2022 (673 amino acids)
Source: RefSeq, a predicted model, not a curated record
AUGGACACCAGCCGGUCCACGGGUGACGGGGACCCCCCAGAUCCCGUGUACCUGCCGGCGGAUCUGGAGCUGCUUGGCGUGCCCGAGUACUACCGGCUGCAGCGGGCAGACCAGGACCUGCCCGCCAACACCUCCCUGCAUGCCCGCACCGAGACCUACCUGCUGCUGCGGCACAGCUCCGCCACGCAGCCCCUCGUCCAGGCCACCUACCCACCCUUCAGCACCCGGCAGGAGGUGCCCACGGAGAGUCCCCCGGGAAGGGACGGCUCGGCAGCUUGGGCCAUCCGUGCCGUGUCCCUUGAGAGCGCCGUGUCCCCGGCCGAGCCCUUCGCCCGCGUCCUCUUCCAUCUGCAAGGUCCCGACUGGCUGCCCGGGCAGCGGGACCACCCCGGGGAGUGGGAUCACCCUGGGGAGUGGGACCACCCCGGGGAGCGGGACCACCCCAGGGAGCGGGACCACCCCAGGGAGCGGGACCUGCCCUGCGUUGCCCUCCACGCACACCACCGUGGCCGGGUGGCCCGUGGGACGUGCCGCCUGCAGGCACCCCUGGGCGUCUGCGUGGUGGAGCUGGAGAUCCCCCCGCGCUGGUUCUCUCCGGCAUCCCCUGCCCCACGCAGCCGCCGCCGGGCAGCCGAAUCCCCCGGGCGCCCCGAGACCCCCGAGUCCGCCGAGCUGCACUACGGCGUGGUGGGACCGGGGGAGUGCGGCCGUGCUGGGGGCCGGGAACGGAGCCGUGGCGGGGAAGCACCGUGGUACCUGGGCUCACUGGAGCUACGGGCGGCCGAGCCGGCGCGACGGCAGGAGGUCCGGCUGGAUGACAAGGUGCUGUUGCGGGUGCCCGACGCCACGCUUCGCCCGGGUCAGCGCUUCACCGCCACCCUCGCCCUGCGGCACAACUUCACCGCCGACCAACUGACGCUUCGGAUCAAGGCGAAGAAGGGGCUGCAGGUGGUGGCUGCCCGCCCCGGGGCCCCCACCGCCUGGACUGCCCAGCUGGAGCGCACCCGGGGCCCCAAGCACUCGACGGCCGUGGUGACGUGCCGGCGGAGCGGGGACUCUCGCGGCGGCUGGAGGGCAGCCGACUCCGCCGCAUUCCUGCACCUGGACCUGGCGGUGGAGAAUGGGACAGGGGGGCUGGCGCCGGCGCGGCCCCUCACCUGGCAGGUGGAGUACCCCGGCCAGGACCCCGAGGCCCAGAAGGACAAACUGGUGUGGGAGAUCCAGGUGUCGGAGCGGGACGUCCGUGCCCUCAUCCCCCUGGUGCAGGGGGCCAUGUCGGGAGAGGCGGUGACGGCGGCCAGCGAGCCGCGGCGGAGGGACCCCGCCGGCGUGGGACCUGCCUCCACCAAGCUCCAGGGGCCAGGGUCUUCCUCGGAGGAAGAGGAGGAAGGCUACGGCCACAACCGCGCCGGCGGGGAGGAAGAGGAGGAAGAUGAGAUGGUGAAGGCUCCCGAGCGGGUGACCGACCUGGAGAUUGGCAUGUACGUCCUGCUGGGCGUCUUCUGCCUGGCCAUCUUCAUCUUCCUCGUCAACUGCAUCUUCUUCGUUUUGCGGUACCAGCAGAAGGAGCUGCCGGAUGCCGGCGCGGCCCCCUCAGCCCCCCAGCCCCACAACUGGGUCUGGCUGGGCACUGACCAAGAGGAGCUGAGCCGGCAGCUGGACCGCCGGCAGCCCGAGCCCCCGGCCCCCGAAACGGCCACCGAAACCGGGCGCUGCUGCUGCGGGGUGCCCCCGGGCACCGUGCCGGGCGCCGAAGCUGGGGGUCCCCCCGGCACCCCGACGCCCGCGGCUCCCCUGCCCCGCAAGGAAGGGGGUACGCCGGGGGGCGGCCGGAGGAAGCGGGUGGAAUUUGUCACCUUCGCCCCUCCCCGGGUCCCCGAGGAGCCCCCCCAGCCCGCUCCCAACGUCCAGUCCAUCCUGGUGGCCAGCGAGGAUGACAUCCGCUGGGUGUGCGAGGACAUGGGGCUGCGGGACCCCGAGGAGCUCAGGAGCUACAUGGAGAGGAUCCGGGGUAGCUCCUGA